Panicum virgatum (switchgrass) is the source of this 688-nucleotide messenger RNA. Its product is annotated as protein PELPK1-like. The coding region runs from base 1 to 483 and encodes 160 amino acids. NCBI's taxonomy places the organism in Eukaryota, Viridiplantae, Streptophyta, Magnoliopsida, Poales, Poaceae. The transcript has 4 exons. The record is from RefSeq and is a predicted model, not a curated record.
AUGCCGCAUGUCAGCAUGUGGGUAUUACCGUUUGCUUGUUUCCACUGCCUUGUGCCACGAUGGAAUGGGUUCAGAGAAGAAAUAAGUGAGCUGAAUCAUGCAAUAGAAUCCAGGUUCGAUAUAUGGAACCCGCUUCUGGGAGCACCGGCAGCUGAUAUCCCGGCCGUGCCCAAGCCGACGGUGCCGGCAGUUCCCACCGUGUCCAAGGUGACGUUGCCGCCGAUGCCUGCGGCGCCGACCGUGCCGGCGGUGACCGUGCCAACGGUGCUUGCAGUGCCAGCCAUGCCGGGCCCCGCGCUUCCACCGGUUCCCGCCGUCGGCAUGCCUGCCGUGCCCAAGGUCACGUUGCCGCCGAUGCCGGCGGUCCCUGGCAUUCCCAUUACUCCAACAGGCAUCCCGAAGGUGACGCUGCCGCCGAUGCCAGCGGUGUCCAUCCCCAGCGUGCCAACAAUCCCCUUCCUUGCGCCACCUCCCAAGGCCUAAGCAAGCCAUGUAUAUCAUGGACAUAUGCAGACAUCGCGCUCUCUUCAGUUCGGCACACAGGCCAGCCAGAUGGUUGUCAAUUGGUGUUCCUUUUUUGUGAUGGUUUCAUCAAUAUUCAUGGUAAAGUUUGAAUGUUAAUUUUGUAAUUCUGUAUAUAUGAACAUGUUUGUGUACACUGUAUAUGUAUGAUUUUACCCUUCUUUUA